Messenger RNA from Aspergillus vadensis CBS 113365, 849 nucleotides. Its product is annotated as protein transporter TIM23. Lineage: Eukaryota; Fungi; Ascomycota; Eurotiomycetes; Eurotiales; Aspergillaceae. The coding region runs from base 112 to 720 and encodes 202 amino acids. The transcript is spliced from 2 exons. Gene Ontology annotation, biological process: protein import into mitochondrial matrix. Gene Ontology annotation, molecular function: transmembrane protein transporter activity. The record is from RefSeq and is a predicted model, not a curated record. Gene Ontology annotation, cellular component: mitochondrial inner membrane; TIM23 mitochondrial import inner membrane translocase complex.
UCUCCUUUCCCUUUUCUCUCUCUAUUCUCCUAUCUGUAUUCAUAUUCUCCAUAACCUGUUUAAUAAAUUCACCCACACCUUCCCGCCAAUUCAACCACCUCACUAUCCAACAUGUCGAACAUCUGGGACUCCAUCACCGGUCGCAAACAAUCCAAGGGCUCCGAGGCCACCGCAUCAGCACCAGAUGCUACCAGCUUCCUAGCCGAUCUUCCCGACCCCUCUCAGCUCCAUCCCCUCGCCGGCCUGAACCAAGAUACCCUCGACUACAUCACCCUCGAAGACUCCGCGCUCGACCAAACACCCGGAUCGCGCUCUGUGCUGCCCUCCCGUGGAUGGUCCGACGAUCUCUGCUAUGGAACAGGAACGACUUACCUUGCUGGUUUGACUCUCGGUGGUGCCUGGGGUCUGGCGGAGGGACUGAAGAAGACGCCCGUCACCGCUCCGCCGAAGAUCCGCCUCAACGGUGCUCUCAACUCCAUUACGAGACGAGGACCUUUCCUCGGUAACUCGGCUGGUGUGGUCGCGAUGGUCUACAACGGGUUUAACUCCGGUCUGGGCUACGCGAGGGGUAAGCACGAUGCUGCUAACAGCAUUGUGGCGGGUGCGUUGAGUGGAAUGGUCUUCAAGAGCACGAGGGGUCUUAAGCCUAUGGUGAUUUCGGGUGGUAUCGUCGCUGGCAUUGCUGGUGGUUGGACUGUCCUGAGCAAGGCUAUCCUGUAAACGCCAACAACCGCCAAUUCCCUCAUAACUGUAUUUUAGCCCUCGACUCGAUACCUCGACCCGAGUCAAUCCACCUGAUCCGUCCACGCGUUUCGGAAUCCCCAUAUGAUUGUAUGGUAUAUGGCCUCU